This is a messenger RNA of Salmo salar (Atlantic salmon), 2077 nucleotides long. RefSeq names its product DDB1- and CUL4-associated factor 12-like. The record is from RefSeq and is a predicted model, not a curated record. Gene Ontology annotation, molecular function: protein binding. Gene Ontology annotation, cellular component: Cul4-RING E3 ubiquitin ligase complex. NCBI's taxonomy places the organism in Eukaryota, Metazoa, Chordata, Actinopteri, Salmoniformes, Salmonidae.
UUGUUGCUGUUGAGUUGUACUGCGGUUGCGCGCGGCAGAAUGUUAUUACCGUUGGUGACGCGAUUUGUAAAGAAAGAAAGAAAGCAGGAUGGAGAAAAUAUAGAAAGAGAGAUGGAGGAGAGCUUUACAUUUAGCCUCCACUUAAGCAAAUUGUAUUAGGUUAAAAGCUAACCUACGUUCGUAGCUAUAGUUUUAGUUUUGGAAGCCGGAGGGGAAACUAACGUUAGCAAGUCAACAUCACCCUAUGUGAUCUUCCUUCCCCGCCGCAUGCUACUACAGUCAGAGCCAGACAACAAAAUAGCUAAUCGCCAUUAUAUGACCCAGUACCUAGCGUCAUUAUUGCCCUCCAUGUGGGUGAGGGAUUUGUGUGUGUCAGAUUAUGGCGAGAAAAACAGUUAACAGGAAAAGGAAGGCAGGGGAGUCCAAGGACCAACAACAGGUGGGCUGGUGCCAGUCUGCGUACAAGCGGACACGCGUGUCUUCCUCGUCCCGGCACGCCCAGCAGUGGUGGCGUAGUCUGCGCUCGGUGGUAUACGCACUCCAGGGCCGCGAGAUCCGGCCUCAGCAGCAGCAUGAGUGGCGUCUCCAGCGUAGCUUGCGGGGCUUUGCUGCCGGCCGCCUCCCGGGCAUCCUGAAGGAGCGGGAGUUCUCCCUGGGCCGGCUCAACAAGGUGUUCGCCUCGCAGUGGCUCAACCACCGCCAGGUGGUGUGUGGAACCAAGUGCAAUACGCUAUUUGUGGCAGAUGUUCUGACAGGGCAGAUUACACGCAUCCCCAUGCUGAAGGACCGGCAGGGCCGAGGAGGUGGCUCCGGGGGUGUUGGUGGGACAAUAGGGGCCCCCUUCCUCGGAAGUGGCUCAGUGUCCGGGCUGGACCAGCAAGGCUGUGGGAUCCACGCCAUAGAGCUUAACCCCUCAGGCACUCUGCUGGCCACGGGCGGAGACAACCCCAACAGCCUGGCUGUCUACCGGCUGCCCACCCUGGACCCCGUCUGCGUGGGAGAUGAUGGCCAUAAUGACUGGAUCUUCUCCAUUGCAUGGAUCAGCGACAGCAUGGCGGUGUCUGGGUCUCGGGAUGGUUCCAUGGGGCUGUGGGAGGUGUCCGAAGAGGUGCUGAGCCAGGCUAUGAGACAGCAGGACGAGGGGGUCCCCUGCUACUCUCAUAUCUCCCACUGUGCCCUGGAGGACAUCCCCAAGGAAUACACUAACCCAUACAACUGCAAAGUGAGGGCCCUGGCCUUCAAUAACAACCACAAGGAGCUUGGUGCAGUGUCCCUGGAUGGCUAUUUUCACCUUUGGAAGGCAGAGCAAAACUUGAGCAAGCUGCUGUCAACGAAGCUGCCUCACUGCAAGGAGAAUGUGUGUCUGGCGUAUGGUCAGGACUGGUCGGUGUACGCAGUGGGCUCUCAGGCCCAUGUGUCCUUCCUGGACCCCCGCCAGCCCACUCACAACAUCAAAUCAGUCAGUUCCCGGGAGAGAGGAAGCGAGGCAACACGAGGCAUCCGCUCUGUGAGUUUCUAUGAGCACAUAGUGACAGUGGGCACGGGACAGGGCUCCCUGCUGUUCUAUGAUAUCAGAGCCCAGAGGUUCUUGGAGGACCCUUCCAGCCCGGCCGGCGGGUUCCGGCAGCGCCCAGGAGAGGGCAUUCUUAAACUCACCACAGGGAAGGGCUGGCUGAAUCACGACGAGACGUGGAGGAGCUACUUCUCGGACAUUAACUCGUUCCCCAACGCUGUGUACACACACUGCUACGACGACUCUGGCACCAAGCUGUUUGUGGCCGGCGGACCGCUGUGCUCGGGCCUUCACGGCAACUACGCAGGACUCUGGAGCUAGCCUUCUCUCGUGUCUCGCCAUCUCUCCUUACCCCACCCCAGUCCACCUCUCUGCUCCUCCUUUUGGUGUUACACUCGCUCAGUCAUCCCUUCAGUGUUGUCCCUCCCUCCCUCCCUCACCAACAUGUAUCUCGUCACCAUCUCUUUGUUGCAUCCCUCCAUCCUCCCUUGCACUUUGUCCUGUCUUCUUUCAGUUCCCUAGUCUCUGCUGCCCCUUUGUUUUAUUUAUUUAUAUUUAUAUAUA